Molecule: messenger RNA, 678 nt
Organism: Thunnus maccoyii (southern bluefin tuna)
Lineage: Eukaryota; Metazoa; Chordata; Actinopteri; Scombriformes; Scombridae
Gene: tmie
Product: transmembrane inner ear
Exons: 4
Coding region: 1-678 (225 amino acids)
Source: RefSeq, a predicted model, not a curated record
AUGGUUGGGGAUCAGCCUAUAUGUCCACCUCAGCUCCUUCUGCGGGGCUGGGGAGCAGUGCUGCUGUCUCAGUGUUUGUCCUCCGUGUUCUCCCAGAUCCCGGAUCCUGAGCUUUUACCCACAGAUCCCCCAAAGAAGCCGGACCCUGUCAACUCAGAGACUGUUGUUUUCUGGGGGUUGCGGCUAUGGCAGGUCAUCGGCAUUUUUUCGGUGUUUGUUUUAGCAGUUGUUAUCACUCUGUGCUGUAUAUUCAAAUGUCGAAUCCCAAGAACAAAGAAGGAAAUAGAGGCACGGCAUGCACAGAGACAGGCCGCCAAGAAAUACGCCAACACAUUAGAGACAGUGCCACCUCUGAACGAACUGACUGAGAUCCCAGGAUCUGCAAAAGCGGAAGAAAAUGAGGAGGUGACAACAGUCUCCGGGAAAGUAGAUGCUGAUAAAGGGGAGAAGAAGACAAAAGAGGGCAAGAAAGAGGGCAAAGGUGCCAAAGAAGGGAAAGGAGAUGAAAAGGAUGCAUCAACAAAGAAAAAGGGUGAAAAGGGAGCAUCUGACAAAGAAGGUGGUGAAGGAAAAGGGAAGAAAUCUGGAGAGAAGGGAGACAAAGGGGAAAAAGAAGAAAAAGGUGAAAAAGGAGGCAAAGGAGGGGCUAAAGGGGGAGCCAAGAAAGCUCAAAAGUGA